AUGUCCAGAAGGUCGGUGAACCCGAGCCGGCGGGUGUCGGACGGGGCCUUGCCGUCCGUCGGCGGCCUGUUCCACCCCAAGUCACGCUCGCCUCCCGUGCUCACCAUUGCCCUCGUCGUCCUGGGUGUCAUUCUUCUCAUCGCCUACUUCAACAGCGGCUCAGGUGUAACUGUUACAAGCAGAGAGGCUGUGACCAGGUCUGAAGGUUCUUGCACAUCAGAAGUUAUGCGGGCGCUCCCAUAUCUUAAAAAGGCAUAUGGCAAUGCCAUGCAAAAGGUUCUCCAUGUAGGCCCUGAUAGUUGUACAGUAGUUUCUAAUUUGUUGAAAGAAGGAAAGGUUGAAGCUUGGGGAGUGGAGCCUUAUGAUUUGGAGGAUACUGACAGUACUUGCAAAAGCCUCGUGCGCAAGGGCUUUGUCCGUAUGUCUGAUAUUAAGUCCCCCCUUCCAUACCGUCCAGAUUCUUUUAAUCUUGUUGUUGUGUCAGAUGCUUUAGAUUAUCUGACCCCAAGGUAUCUGAACAAAACGCUUCCGGAUUUAGCAAGGGUUUCCACAGAUGGCCUUGUUAUUUUUGCUGGCAAUCCAGGUCAGCAAAAAGCUAAGGUCUCAGAACUACCAAAAUUUGGAAGACCGUUGUUUGGUGGGCGACUGAGCGGAAUCAUGGAGGGCCUGCUGCCGUUCCUGUACCGGGCCAUCCUCCACCUCGCCAACGGCGGGCAGACGCCCAUCGGCAACCCCUUCCGCAACGAGUCGCCGCCGGAGUCGCCAGCGCCCUACUACGUCCGCCUCGCCGCCGGCGCCGGCGCCGACGUGCCGGGCUUCCUCUCCUCCGCGGCGCGCGGCCACUACGAUCGCGGGUGA
Molecule: messenger RNA, 858 nt
Organism: Miscanthus lutarioriparius
Lineage: Eukaryota; Viridiplantae; Streptophyta; Magnoliopsida; Poales; Poaceae
Source: the annotation of a GenBank genome assembly